Botrytis fragariae is the source of this 1107-nucleotide messenger RNA. RefSeq lists its product as uncharacterized. Bases 1 to 1107 code for a protein of 368 amino acids. NCBI's taxonomy places the organism in Eukaryota, Fungi, Ascomycota, Leotiomycetes, Helotiales, Sclerotiniaceae. The transcript is spliced from 2 exons. The record is from RefSeq and is a predicted model, not a curated record.
AUGGCAGCAGUCCUCCUACGUCUCCGUCCGCUUUCUGAAUCUGACAAUCCCUCUCGAGAUUCCAUACACGCCAGAGUCGCCAGCGAUGUCGCAAGAUAUUACAAGAAAGCAGGAUCAGCAUCGGGUCCUAUCUCUGUCGAUAUUGGACCAGCGUAUCACCCACGAUUUUACCACCGGAAUUCCUGGGAACUAGAGUCUCCUGAAAGAACCGAACCUAAUUCACCAACAGAGUCAUUUUUUGCUUCUCCCAUUGAAAGUCGCCCUUCCUCUCCGGUGGGAUCUACGGGUAGUAUGAUUACUCACACCUCCUCUCAGACGGACGACUCAUCCACAGAAUCUAGAGACAUGACAAAGAGAAUCGAUGAAUCAAUCAAAGAGCGAGACAAAGCAACGGAACGCAGCUCCAAUCUUCUCGAGCAACUCUUGAUGGAAAAGUCUAAAAGCUUGAUCCUGGAAAAGGAAAGAGAUGACGCAAUUCUCGGUGCCGCAGAAACCAAGACGAAGUACGAAAUCAUAGAGAAGGAAAACGAUGAUGCCAAGCGCAAAUUAUGGGAGGCACGGUAUCAGCUGACUAUAUUGGAGAAGAGGAAGACGGAUCUCUUUGCAGGCGAGAAAAUAGCAUUGGUGCAGGCGGAGAGAGAUCAAGCUAUUUUGCAAGCAGAGGCGAGUUUGAAAUUGCAGAAGAAGGCGGAGAAAGAAAAGGAUGAGGGAAAGCAACUUAUAGUUGAAGUCACAGAAUGGCAGAACGAAAAAGUGAGGGAGAUCAACGAAGCGAGACGAGUCGCAGCCAAGAGAUUUGAAGAUAUGGAGUUGGCAGAAAGAGAAAGAGAUGAUGCAUUGCAGCUUGCAUCUGAGAGAUUGAGUCGAAUGAAUGACGCGCAACGAAUUGCAUUGGUGAGAUUGAAAGAGAUGCAGCUGGUUCGGAAGGAAAGAGAUGAAGCCCAGCAACAUGCAGCAGAGAGCUUGGGAAAAUGGAUUAGCUUGGAACAAAAAUACGAAGAAGUAAAGCAUGAAGCACAUUUGCUGCGAACGGAAAUAGAGAGGAUGAAAGAGGAAAAGAAAGGACGGGGCUACUGGACAUAUUUCCUUGGUGCAUUGUUCGAUUGA